UAUGUUAAUGACAUGUGGGUCUUUGGUACUAACCAAGAUCAAGUCAAUAGAACUAGGAAAUUCUUGCUAUCAAAUUUCUUGCUAUAAGGUAACAAGUUUUUUAAAACACUGAAAUAUUUAAGGGCUUGCCAAGCUCACCUGAGUUGGAAUAAGUAUGCACCAGGAGAAUAUUUAUGCCGCUUACAUUCAGAUUUUUUUUUUUGAAAACAAACAAACCGCAUUAAAUUUGAAGAGGAACAAAGUCAGGAGAUAAAUACCAAUGCAUAAUAGAAAUCUGCUCGUAGGCUGCAGCAGCAAGAGAAUGAGCAAAAAAAUUAGACGAUCGAGGAAUAGAACUAAAAGAACAAUAAUUGAAUCCAUGCGUAAGUUUCCCGCAGUCCGAGCUAGGGAUGCCAAUAUAAAAGCAAAUGUCCAGUGAGGGGUUUGCCAUAUUGUGACAUAAGAUUGCACAGUCAGAAAGUACGUGAAUGGAAGACAUCCCACGAAGCUUUAACCAAAUGAGCACCUCUUUUGCAGCAAAUGUCUCCACCAAUAACGGACACAAGAAGCAAGAGAGGGGUCCAUUCACAGCCCCCAAGAAAGCUCCAUUAGAAGAGUAGAGGACAGCACCAAACGUACCUCAACUAGAAGCAUGUGAGAAGCUUGCAUCAACAUAGCAGAUAGGGUAACAACUGAGCAAUGCCCCUCCAAACUAUUGUCGUUGACCGAGGAAAGGAGAAGGAAUUUGGGCUCACAUCCAUCCGCGCCGUGGUGCAAGUGACACGAGGGGUUGGCAAUUUGGUGCCACCCAAAUCCCGUGCAUAACCCCAACAGCGAGCUCCAAUUCCUAAUGGCUCAAUGCACUGCAAACCGCCUGUAACCACUGUGAAAAGUCCAGCCCUGAACCAUUAAGCAACGGCAGUCCAGAUUCACACCACACAUGCACAACGUAGACACAAGUGCCAAGGGAAUGCAUGACACUCUCCACGAACAGUCUGCAAACAGAACAAAAGGGAUCCACAUAAACUUUCCUAGAACCAAUAUUGGUUGUAGUGGGAAGAACAUCCCUAGCGGCUGUCCAGAUAAAGGUCCUCCAUUUAGGAAAGCCAAAACAUAUAAUCAAGUACUAUAUAAACAUUCAGUCAGACAGACAUUAGGAGAUAUUAACAAUGCCUAGACUACGGAGUUUCAACAUUCACAACAAAGUUGACAGACUAAAAACACAUCUAGAUCAAUACAGCUAUGGAAUUCCCGAGUUUCAAGGAGUUGAACUUCCAACUCGUACCACUAAACAGACCAACUGUUCCUACCAUGAAAAUGAUUGAAUGUUUGGGAUAAAAAAUAAUUCAGUUCAUAAGAUUGUUUGAUUAGUUUAAUGAAAUCAGCAGAAAGAGUAAAGUACUAGAAACUUAAAAGCUCAAAUUAAUUGUUAGACGCAUCAACCGAAACGCAUAAAUUCAGAAGAUAAAUCAACAAAACCAAAAAAUAACAGAAAUGAAAUCAACAAGGCGUGCACCACUUUCUAAUGAGGUUCUUUAAGCUUCGAACUCUUCAUCUCCAUAUCAGGCUCUCCAAUGGAUGAUCUGGAAACCACUAUUAGGUAGUGCAUGUACAGGCAAAGAUUGCUAGUCUAAACUUGUGGAGUCCAUAACAUGUAUAGAAAUUAAACACUUUGCAUGGAUUCAAUUGAAACAAGCUUAAUAGAGUUGAAAUUUUGAAAGCAACAAAAGUCGAUGCUGAAGGCAGUAUAAGUUCUAAGUAGAACUUCAAGUUUAAAAACUCAGAAAAAAUCACAUUAUAAAACUUGUUCUACUAGGGAAGUAAGUCCUUUGCAAAACCAUAUGGCCAUAUCACAAUCCUAAUCACAUGAAUCACUAGUUUAAAAGUAAAUAGCAACACCUAUUUGGAAAAAGAUGCAACAUAAAUAAAAAUUAAACAGAGAUUCAUCCAAACGAACAAGAAAAUGCACAGGAAAAAAAACCAAACUUGAAAGGGCAAUGAACUUCAGGUCAGCCACAGUUCAAUGCGCAGGGGUGUAAUUUAGGG
Cuscuta campestris is the source of this 2025-nucleotide messenger RNA. Lineage: Eukaryota; Viridiplantae; Streptophyta; Magnoliopsida; Solanales; Convolvulaceae. The record is from the annotation of a GenBank genome assembly.